Drosophila virilis is the source of this 539-nucleotide messenger RNA. Its product is annotated as male accessory gland serine protease inhibitor. Gene Ontology annotation, biological process: negative regulation of peptidase activity. The record is from RefSeq and is a predicted model, not a curated record. Gene Ontology annotation, molecular function: serine-type endopeptidase inhibitor activity. Lineage: Eukaryota; Metazoa; Arthropoda; Insecta; Diptera; Drosophilidae.
UUACGGUUAUCGGUGUGGACUUUCUAUAUUGACCCAUUGCGUUCUGCUCUGAUGCCGCCUAAGCACUGCACAGAUAAGACACACUUCUUUUGAACUUCUUCAGAACCUAUAUGUAUUCUGGUUUAAAUAGCGCCGAUGUGGUCAGCAGCAGUUGCAGUCUCAUUGCAAUUAUGAAGUACGAGUAUUUGUUGCCUACAGCAAUUGGAUUGCUGUUGUGCCUCUCCAGUGUGCACGCCAAGCCAGAGAUGUGCAAUGAGCAGCACUCGAUGUCGGGCAUGGCACAGGAUGGUGCAGCCUGCAUGGCCUACAUGCCCAGCUGGACCUACGAUGCCGCCAAGAAUGCCUGCGUCGAAUUUGUAUUUGGUGGCUGCGGUGGCAAUAAAAAUCAAUUUGGCAGCCAAGGUGAAUGCGAGACGGCCUGCAAGGACUAAGUUGGAAGCACACCGUCAAAACCAGUCUCAAGUGCUGGUAAAACCCAGCGCAAAGCCGAAUAAACAAUAACAAAGAAAAGAAGAAAAUAUAUAAUUAUAAAAAAAACG